Oncorhynchus kisutch (coho salmon) is the source of this 7622-nucleotide messenger RNA. Its product is annotated as ephrin type-A receptor 2. Lineage: Eukaryota; Metazoa; Chordata; Actinopteri; Salmoniformes; Salmonidae. Gene Ontology annotation, biological process: axon guidance; ephrin receptor signaling pathway; protein phosphorylation. The transcript has 17 exons. The record is from RefSeq and is a predicted model, not a curated record. Bases 64 to 3033 code for a protein of 989 amino acids. Gene Ontology annotation, cellular component: dendrite; plasma membrane. Gene Ontology annotation, molecular function: transmembrane-ephrin receptor activity; protein binding; ATP binding.
GCAACUAAUGUGAGUGUUGAAGUAUCCCAACCUAGCCUAGAAAUAAGAAGAACACUUUCCCAAAUGGAUCCCCGUGGAAUUAAGCUCUUGUUGUUUUCCUAUGUAUUUAUUAGCUUUAUAUUUAUUACACUGCAAACUAAAGAAGAGGUGCUGUUGGAUAUGAGGGCAUCAGGGAGUGAGCUAGGCUGGCUGACCGGGCCAUAUGAACAAGGAGACAAGCAAGGGUGGGAGGUGGUCCAGAGGAGUCUCAACGGCUCACAGUUCUAUACCUACUCGGUGUGUAACGUGGGCGAGCGUGAGCAGGACAACUGGCUGCGCACCACCUUCAUCCAGCGCCGCCCGUCAGCCUCUAGAGUCUUUGUGGAGCUGCAGUUCAUCGUGCGUGACUGCAACUCGUUCGACGGCUCAUCGCUUACCUGCAAGGAGACCUUCAACCUGUUCUCCUCUGAGUCGGACGCUGAUAUCGGCACCAACUUCCGCAAGGGCCAGUUCAAGAAGGUGGCAACCAUCGCACCCGACGAGAUCACCAGCCGCAAUGAGCUGCACAUCAACACAGAGACGCGGGUGGUGGAGAGCCUCAGCAGGAAAGGGUUCUACCUUGCCUUCCAAGACAUCGGGGCCUGUGUGGCGCUGCUCUCUGUUAGGGUCUACUACAAGACCUGCCCGGCCACUGUCAAAAGCCUGGCAGCCUUCCCCGAAACAGUGGCAGGGGGGGGGGAGAACCAGGCCCUGAGGGAGGUGGCGGGGGCCUGCGUAGAGAAUGCUGUGAGCGAGGAGACGCCCCGCAUCUACUGCACAGUGGAUGGAGAGUGGGUGGUGCCCGUCGGACAGUGCCAAUGCAGGCCUGGCUACGAGGCCGUCAACGGCACAUGCCGAGAGUGUCAGCCAGGCUUCUUCAAAGCCUUCGUGCCCAGCGACACGUGCAAACUAUGUCCUGCUAACACCCAGCUGCUGGGCUCCGGGGCGCUGCUCUGCCCAUGUGCAGAAGGCUUCUACCGCGCUCCUGACGACCCGUCAAUAGGGCCCUGCUCAGGCCUGCCCUCAGCGCCUCAAGAACUGGUCGCCACGACCACCCAGCUGGCUGCGGGCAAGCUGCAUCUGUCAUGGAGCCCGCCGGAGGACACGGGCGGCCGUAGUGACAUCACCUACAGUGUGGAGUGUAGAUGCUGUGAUGGCGCCACGUGCCAGCCGUGCGGGGAGAAGGUGCGCUUCGAGCCAGCCAGCUUGGGCCUGAUGCACACCUGGGUGGCGGUGAGCGAGCUGGAGCCCCACCUCAACUACACUUUCACCGUGGAGGCCCACAGCGGAGUGUCGCUGUUUGCCAGCCAGGUGGCACCGCGCUCCAACAGGCCCCCGUCCACAAGCACAUUGACCACUGCCCUGCACUACACAGACCCCCCCAAGGUGACGUCCAUGCGUCUGGUCGAGCGAAGCCCCACCAGCCUUUCCCUGUCCUGGGCUGUAGCCCCCCACAGGCCCCUGCCCCGGCCCACCCGCUAUGAACUCAGCUACCGCAAGAAGGAUGACAAUCUGGAUGUGACCACGUACACUGUUCUGAUUCUGGAGAAGAGCUCUGUGCAGAUCAGUGAAUUGUCCCCAGCCACGGCCUACCUAUUCAGGGUCAAGGCCCUGAGCCCCGAGGGCAGCCCUGGAGGAUCCAUGGAGGAUGAAUUUGAGACCCUGCCUGAUAUGCCCCAGAGCAACACGGCGGUCAUCUUCGGAGCGGCAGUUGGCGGAGCGGCCAUGUUGUUCAUUGUGGUGGUCGUCCUGCUCGUACGCAAACGGAGAAGGAACUCUCAUACAAGACAAGAACCAGAAGAUACUUACUUCUCUAGCUCAGAGCAACUGAAGCCGCUAAAGACCUAUGUGGAUCCGCACACGUACGAGGACCCCAACACAGCCAUCCUCAAGUUUGCCAGCGAGAUCCAUUCCAGCCACGUAACCAAGCAGAAAGUCAUUGGAGCUGGGGAAUUUGGAGAGGUGUUUCGCGGUAUUCUGAAAGCGCCAGGGCGGAAGGAAGUGGCAGUGGCCAUUAAGACGCUGAAGCCGGGAUACUCGGAGAAGCAGAGGCAGGACUUCCUUUCAGAGGCAAGCAUCAUGGGACAGUUCUCCCACCAGAACAUUAUUCGCCUGGAGGGAGUCGUCACCAAAUUCAAACAUGCCAUGAUUGUGACUGAGUAUAUGGAGAACGGAGCACUGGACAAGUACCUAAAGGAUCACGAUGGCGAGUUGCCCUCCUUCCAGCUGGUGGGCAUGAUGCGUGGCAUCGCCGCAGGCAUGAAGUAUCUUUCCGACAUGAGCUACGUUCAUCGGGAUCUGGCUGCCCGCAACAUCCUGGUCAACAAUAACCUGGAGUGUAAGGUGUCUGACUUCGGCCUGUCCCGAGUGCUGGAGGACGACCCUGAGGGCACCUACACCACCAGUGGUGGUAAGAUCCCCAUCCGCUGGACAGCCCCAGAGGCCAUUGCCUACAGGAAGUUCACCUCAGCCAGCGACGUGUGGAGCUUCGGCAUUGUCAUGUGGGAGGUCAUGGCCUUUGGCGAGCGGCCCUACUGGGACAUGAGCAAUUGCGAGGUAAUGAAGGCCAUCAACGAGGCGUUCAGGCUGCCGGCGCCCAUGGACUGCCCAUCAACCGUCUACCAGCUCAUGUUGCAGUGCUGGCUGCAGGAACGCUCCAAGAGGCCCCGUUUCCCGGACAUUGUCAGCCUGCUGGACAAGCUACUCAGGAGCCCUGAGUCCCUGAAGGCAAUCGCAGAUUUCGACCCCCGCGUAUCCAUCCGCCUGCCCAGCACCAGUGGUUCGGAUGGCUCACCCUUCAGGUCGGUGUCCGAGUGGCUGGAGUCCAUCAAGAUGAGCCAGUACAGUGAGAACUUCACCUGUGCCGGAGUGUUCACCAUGGACCAGGUGCUGCAGAUGAAGAAUGAGGAUAUCAAGAACAUUGGCGUAAGACUGCCCGGCCACCUGAAGAGAAUUGCAUAUAGCAUCCUGGGCUUGAAAGACCAGACCAGCACCCUGAGUGUAUUUGCAGUGUGACUCAAUACUAGUGGUACAGGAAUUUGAAUCGGCACUAAAGCGGGCAACACUCUGACUGAAUAUUGAAAUCUGUGUUGGACUGGACUGGAGCGGAGCUGCGGGAACGGCUUUGGACAGGCAGAACCAAACUGAACACGUCGUAGGAACAUGGUCCAGCCAAAAGAGACUGACAUAUUGUACAUUCUUGGAGAUUUGUAACAGGCUUGUUAAGUGAUUGCUAAUAUUUUUGAAUUUAUACAGCAAUAGAUGUAUUAAUUAGACUGUGUAUAUUAUACUGUAUAUAUUUUUUAUUAUCCAUCUCCAUUGUACAGAUACAGUUCAUUGCUCAAUCUUUGUUUUAUAUAUUUUUGGGAUGCAUGCUUCCAUCUCUAGCACCCAAUAUUGAGAAGAGAAAAUGAAAAAAGUGACACAACCACUUAUACUUAGUUCAACUAAUAUGAUUCUUUGUGUGACGUGGACUGCUGUGCCCUUUUCAGAAUGAGUCCGGUGUUGCCGAUGCCAUUGCAAUUCACUGAGUGAAAUGCAUUCUGGUCGGCGUAAUCUCUUGCUAAACUAAUGAAAAUGGACUCGAAGCAGAGAGUGGACCUGAAAGGGGCUGGCCAUAGGUUAACAUGGGGCACUGGUAUAUGCCAGUCUUGAGGUUAUUGUCUUAAAGUCCAGGUUGGGCUGUUGUUGGCUACUGUUAUGCUUUAUGUGGGCUUAAUUCAGAAUUUAAGCUAUCAUAUGAAUUUGAGUUUAUAUAAAAACAGUGAAAAGAUAUGAGGUACUCAUCAUGUUCAGUUUAACAUGCUGUAAAAGCUUGUAUUGAUUGAUUGCAAACAAAGAACAUCACUUACAGUGCCUUCGGAAAGUAUUCAGACCCCUUGACUUUUCCACAUUUUGUUACUUUACAGCCUUAUUCUAAAAUGUAUCAAAUAUAAUUUUUCCUCAACAAUCUACAAUACCCCAUAAUGACAAAACGAAAACCCUUUGGAAACAGGAUGCACCGGAGUUCAAUUUCGAGUCUCAUAAGACCCUUCCUUUCUAAGGUCUUUGAAAGCCAAGUUAACAGAUUACCGACCAUUUCGAAUCUCACCGUACCUUCUCUGCUAUGCAAUCUGGUUUCAGAGCUGGUCAUGGGUGCACCUCAGCCACGCUCAAGGUCCUAAACGAUAUCAUAACCGCCAUCGAUAAGAGACAUUACUGUGUAGCCGUAUUCAUCGACCUUGCCAAGGUUUCUCAAAUGACUGCCUCACUUGGUUCACCAACUACUUCUCCGAUAGAGUUCAGUAUGUCAAAUCGGACGGCCUGUUGUCCGGACCUCUGGCAGUCUCUAUGGGAGUGCCACAAGGGUUCAAUUCUCGGGCUGACUCUCUUCUCUGUAUACAUCAGUGAUGUCGCUCUCGCUGCUGGUGAUUCUUUGAUCCACCUCUACGCAGACGGCACGAUUCUGUAUACCUCUGGCCCUUUUUUGGACACUGUGUUAACUAACCUCCAGAUGAGCUUCAAUGCCAUACAAAUCUCCUACGGUGGCCUCCAACUGCUCUUAAAUGCAAGUAAAACUAAAUGCAUGCUCUUCAACCGUUCGCUGCCCGCACCUGCCUGCCCGUCCAGCAUCACUACUCUGGACGGUUCUGAAUUAGAAUAUGUGGACAACUACAAAAACCUAGGUGUCUGGUUAGACUGUAAACUCUCCUUCCAGACUCACAUUAAAUAUUUCCAAUCCAAAAUUAAAUCUAGAAUUGGCUUCCUAUUUUGCAACAAAGCAUCCUUCACUCAUGCUGCCAAACAUACCCUCGUAAAACUGACCAUCCUACCGAUCCUUGACUUCGGCGAUGUCAUUUACAAAAUAGUCUCUAAUACUCUACUCAACAUAUUAGAUACAGUCUAUCACAGUGCUAUCCGUUUUGUCACCAAAGCCCCAUAUACUACCCACCACUGUGACCUGUAUGCUCUCGUUGGCUGGCCCUCACUUCAUACUCAUUGCCAAACCCACUGGCUCCAGGUCAUCAACAAGUCUCUGCUAGGUAAAGCCCCGCCUUAUCUCAGCUCACUGGUCACCAUAGCAGCACCCACGCUUAGCACCCUUUUCUUGAUGAAAACCUGCUCCAGAGCACUCAGGACCUCAGACUGGGGUGAAGGUUCCAGCAGGACAACAAACCUAAGCACACUGCCAAGUCAACGCAGGAGUGGCUUCGGGGCAAGUCUCUGAAUGUCUUUGAGUGGCCCAGCCAGAGCUAGAACUUGAAACCGAUCAAAACAUCUCUGGAGAGACCUGAAAAUAGCUUUGCAGCAUCGCUCCCCAUCCACCCUGACAGAUCUUGAGAGGAUCUGCAGAGAGGAAUGAGAGAAACUCCAAAUACAGGUGUGCCAAGCUUGUAGAGUUAAACCUAAGAAGACUCGAGGCUGUAUUCGCUGCCAAAGGUGCUUCAACAAAAUAAAUGUGGUAUUUAAUUUUUUUUUUAUACAUUUGAAAUAAAUUAUAUUUGCUAUGUCAUUAUGAGGUAUUGUGCUUAGAUUAAUGAUGCAAAAAACGAUUUAAUCAAUUUUAGAAAAAGUUUGUUACGCAAAAAGGGGAAAAAGUCCAGGGGUUUGAAUACUGUCCGAAUGCACUGUAUAUUGUAGCACUUAAAUGAGUAACAAUUGGGUUAAGUUGUCUCAUCUAAAAGAUCUAACUCGCCAUUUUUAUUGUCAUUAUGCCAUAGGAAGAUCACAUUUGAAAUAAAAUGAUGCAGAAAGAAUUAUAUUAAUAAUGAUGAAUUUAAUUUGGAAAGGUAUUGUCGAGCUUCAAGUCAGGGAUACAUUGAGUGUGUGCCUUUUUUUCAAAGUUAGUUGAAGAUACAAAUGCCUAAAAAAGUAACAUUUCGGAGGGUUAGAAAUGCGUUGUGAGAUUUCAGACAGUGUAAUGUGUAGUUUGAUAUGCAAUUUCAAAGUGACAGUAAAGUAGUAUUUUAAAAAAUUUAAUAAAAAAAAAUCAGAACUUGGAAACUAUUCUUAUUCCAAUUGCAUUAUCCAGAUUUCUUAUAUGGUGUUCAGUAACACAUUUUUGUGGGAUUAAACUAUUUGCUUUGACAAUGCAGAUAUACUAGUAAGCUUGGUGUAUUAUUUUUCCUCUGAUUGCAUUCCAUUGAUAGUGGCUGUUUCUGUUAAUGCCAAGAAAGUAUACAUUUCCUUCCGUCUUUAUUGACCAGCUCAUGCAUAUCCGCAUUCCCCCCCCCCCAGAUCUGCUUGUGCUCGUCAGUUGGCAAGAGCACAAACAGGUCUGGGACUAGUCUAUAUCCAAAAGACAGUGUUCAUAAUGUACCCCAAUGCUCUUAAAAGAAGACUGAAAAUCAGUUUACUCUCUCUUCACGACUUUCGUUUUUUUAUGUAACAUUUUGGACUGUAUCAAUUUCAUGAAAAUAUGAUGGUCCUUGUUUCAUAUGUCUUGUGAACAUUAUUAGAUUACUAAAUUUCCAUUUGUAAAAGGGAUUUUUUUCCUGGUUUAUUGACUUACAUUUUUGUCUUUUGUAUAAUUUGCCUUUUUAAAGCCCCCAAUACAGCUGUUUUAUCUCAAUAUCAAAUCAUUAACUGUGGUUUUCAAUUAAAUAUUUUGUGGGGUUUUUUAAAGAAGAAAAAAAUGUAUUCUUAACAAAGAGCAAUAUCUCAACCAAAAAUGUUGAUAAGAAUGUCUGGGAGUGGUGAGGGGAAAACUAGCUGUUAAUGGCAGAGAGAUUUGGAAUUCUUAUUGGUCUAUUAACUAGUUAACUGCCUUGUGAUGUCACCAGGCAGGCCAAAACUCCAUCCCACAAAAACAGGCAAAAAUUUCAGGCGGUCUUUUCAAACAGCUCUUACGCUAAAUGGGCAUUAUCAUUUUCAAUGUCAUAGUAUUAUUCCAACCACAUAGUGUGGAAAUUUACACUGAGGAUACCAAACAUUAGGAACACCCUCCUAAUAUUGAGUUGAACCCCCUUGUGCACUUCAGAACAGCCUCAGUUCGUAGGGGCAUGGACUCUACAAGGUGUUGAAAGCGUUCCACAGGUUUGAUGGCCCAUGUUGACUCCAAUGCUUCCCACAGUUGUGUCAAGUUGGCUGGAUGUCCUUUGGGUGGUGGACCAUUCUUGAUACACAGGAAACUAUUGAGUGUGAAAAACCCAGCGUUGUUGCCAUUUUGACAAACCGGUGCACCUGGCACUUACUACCAUACCCCGUUCAAAGCCACUUAAAUAUUUUGUCUUGCCCAUGCACCUUCUGAAUGGCACACAUACACAAUCCAUGUCUCAAGGCUUAAAAAUUCUUCUCUACCUGUCUCGUCCCCGUUAUCUAGAUUUAACAAGGGACAUCCAUAAGGGAUCAUUGUUCACCUGGUCAGUCUAUGACAUGGAAGGAGCAGGUGUUCUUAAUGUUUUCUCCGUGUAUAUAUAUAAAAAAAAAAAAAGGAAAAUUACAUUUUUGACUACUGGUUCUUUAUGCAGACAAAUGAGCAGUUUCUUGAUUAAAAAGUCAACUCCAUUUGAUACUUUAUUUAAGUCUAUUUUUGUACUUUUAUUUAUUGUAAUUUUUACACUGGGCUGGGAUUUAUUUGUAAUUGAAGGUUGUUUUUCAGUCUUAAUAAACUUGCCUUUCAUUCA